AUGACUCGAACCGGCCCCUAUAUCGAGACGGACGCCAUCGUCAUCGGUGGUGGCUUUGGAGGAUGCAACUCUCUGUACAAGCUGCGCAACUUGGGAUUAUCCGUGAAACUCAUCGAGGCCGGUGGUGCCUUCGGUGGCGUCUGGUACUGGAACCGCUAUCCUGGAGCUCGCGUUGAUACUGAGAUGCCCUCAUAUCAGUUCAACAUUCCUGCCGUCUAUAAAAGGUGGAACUGGUCUGAGCGAUUCCCCGGCGACGAGGAACUGCGCCGAUACUUCAAACAUGUCGAUGACGUGCUUGGUCUCAGUGAGGAUACCUUUUUCAACACGAUUGUCACACGUGUGCAGUACGAUACCACUUUGCGCCGGUGGGUUGUGCUCACCAAUACCGGACUCACUGCCCGCUGCAAGUAUCUCGUCGCUGCGACCGGAUCGUCGUAUAAGAAGCACAGUCCUCAAUUCAACGGACUGGAUAAGUAUGCGGGACGGCUUGUGCACUCUGCCGAUUAUCCCGAGUCCUUGGACGUGAAGGGAAAGCGCGUCGGCAUUGUCGGCAACGGUGCCUCGGGCCUUCAAAUCGUGCAGAACCUCGCCAAAGAGGACUGUGAACUAAAAGUGUUCAUCCGGACACCUUGCUUUGCAAUCCCCAUGAAGCAGCGCAACAUCCUGCCCGACGAAGCCGAGAUGAUGAAGGGCUAUUACGACGGCAUCUUCGACCGCUGCUACAAAUCCACCAGUGGUUUCCCGCAUAACACUCGCUUCCAGUCGGCGCUCCAGGCCAGCCCCAAAGAGCGAAAAGAAUUGUUCGACGAACUCUGGGCCCGUGGUGGAUACAGCUUCCUUGUUUCCAGUUACUACGAUUUCCUGUUGAACGAAGAAGCAAACUCGAUUUUCUACGACUACUGGGCUCAGCAAGUGCGCGCUCGCAUGACGGAUCAGAAGAAGAUGGAUCUGGUUGCUCCGCUGAAACAGUACAUGCUGGUAGGAACGAAGCGCCCUAGUUUGGAACAAGACUACUACGAGAUGAUUGACCAGCCCAACGUGGCUUUGCACGAUCUGAAAAAGUCUCCCAUCAUCGAAUUCGAUUCCACUGGCAUCGUGACGGGUAAUGGUGAGACCACAGAGCACCACGAUCUGGACAUCAUGAUCUUGGCCACGGGCUACGAUGCUGUCACUGGCAGUAUCCUGGACCUGGGUAUCACCGACAAGAAUCAAAUUCCUCUGUCCGAAAAGUGGAAGAACGGCGUCUUGACCAAUCUGGGCAUUAUGAUCCCCGAUGUUCCUAAUCUCUUCAUGGUCUACGGACCCCAGGCCCCGACAUCCCUGGCGAACGGGCCGCCUUUCAUCGAGAUGGAAGUUGACUGGAUCUGCAAAGCCAUCCAGAAAUUGCAAACGGAGGGACUCGAGUCCGUUGAGACUACACAAGAGGCUGCCGAGAGGUGGAAAGAGCAUGUUGUUUCCGUCAGCCAGCACACACUUUAUCCCAAGACUGAUUCGUGGUAUAUGGGUGCCAAUAUUCCUGGCAAGAGAAGGGAACCUCUCAUUUAUCUUGGUGGUAUGCCGCGUUGGUGGCAACAGUGCACGGAUGCUUUGGAGCAAUGGGAGGGAUUUCACACUUCAUCUUGA
Penicillium cinerascens is the source of this 1623-nucleotide messenger RNA. Its product is annotated as flavin-containing monooxygenase. The record is from RefSeq and is a predicted model, not a curated record. Gene Ontology annotation, molecular function: oxidoreductase activity. Lineage: Eukaryota; Fungi; Ascomycota; Eurotiomycetes; Eurotiales; Aspergillaceae. The transcript has a single exon. Bases 1 to 1623 code for a protein of 540 amino acids.